Molecule: messenger RNA, 2106 nt
Organism: Coniosporium apollinis CBS 100218
Lineage: Eukaryota; Fungi; Ascomycota; Dothideomycetes
Exons: 5
Coding region: 1-2106 (701 amino acids)
Biological process (GO): GPI anchor biosynthetic process
Cellular component (GO): membrane; endoplasmic reticulum
Source: RefSeq, a predicted model, not a curated record
AUGGUCACGAACAAUGGGUUGAUGCGCGUCUUUUGGCCGUCCGACACAACAUGCGGGCAACAGGCUGGAGUUCUUGUUGGAUGGAGAAACUCAGAGCUUGACGUGCUUGUGGUGACAGUGCUUCGGGAUGUUGAGGCUCGCAAUGUAGAGAACGCCUUACGCUCCGAGGCGCUCUUGCGCAACAGCCCCUAUCCCAUCCACCAGAUACUCGACCGCUGUGAGCAAUCAGCUCUGCAGGUUCUCGGUGUCGUCAAUCCUCCAACGCCGCCUACGCAUUUCAACCCGGCGCAUCUCGCAGCAUCUAAUCAUGCAGGGUCUCGCAUGCCCCACGUGUACUGCCCAGCAGAGAGCAAUACAACGGCCCAAAUCAUACUGUUCGAUAGACCUCAACCAUCUCGCAUGCAAUAUCUUUCUCUGACACCCAUAUCCUUGGCACUGGGAGACAAGCCGGACAAAGCUGGAAGAGGCAUACCCCCUCUAGACGGUAUAGAUGCGGAGGAAGAAAGAGAGCGGAAGAGGAAACAGGCGCUCGUGGAGAAAUUGAAGCUGCAUACUGUUGUGAAGCAUGCCCCGACGCAGAAAGAGUUGGCUCUACCGACAAUCAUCAACCAGAUAAAUUGCUCUGCCGAAAUCGCUGCGUUGCUGCAACAGAACGUCGGCAUUGUUGGCAUGCGGCUCAAGCGAACAUUAAGCGUCAGUGAGAGAGUUGUUGCGUCUGCUAGUAACUUAUGGGAUCACAUCCUCCUCAUUCUCUGGCAUGUCAUAACCAUCUGGAUCUAUCCGCUUGUGGCCAAGCUCUUUGUCCUCGGACUUAUCGCCCAUCGUAUCGCUGGCGAGCUGCUUCUCCGAAUUUUAGAAUGGAGAUUACUUCCCGAGUCCGCCGCGCUGAAGGAUGUCUCAGCUACAGCGCAACAAGUCGACCUGCGGCUACAGCAGUUCUGCUACUGGCCCAUUCAAUACAUGACCUUGCGAAAGAGAAAAGCGAACUGGCAAAGCAUCACCAACAGUCAUCCGGAGUAUAUCCGCUUCUACAACAGCUUGUGGCUGGUUGCCAACGAUGUGAUCAUCGGGAUCGCCCUGGGUUCCUAUAUCAUCGAGAACUCGGACUUUGUCGCUUCCCAGGUUGACAAUGUCUUGAGUGCUUGGUCGAUUGAAGGACUCCGGCGGAUGAUUACUUGGCUCAUGGAUUGGCCAGCCGGCCUAAAGCUCAACACUGAACUUGCAGCGUUCUUGGGAGAUCUCUUCCUGUGGGUUAUUGACUACUGGGCAAGCUGUAUGACUGCGCUAAGACCAGCGUUACCUGGCAUCGUGCACUUCAUUGGUUUUUCCAGCUUUGCUGGCGCUACGAUGCCGAUCUCGCUGUUCUCAGACCUUGUCUCUGUGCUGAGCCUGCACAUAUACUCCUUCUACAUCGCGUCUGCCCGCAUCUUCAACUGGCAACUGACAAUCAUCACAUCCCUGUUCCAUCUCUUUCGGGGCAAGAAACGAAACGUCUUGCGUAACCGGAUUGACUCAUGCGAUUACGACCUGGACCAGUUGCUGCUCGGCACGAUACUGUUCACGCUACUCUUCUUCUUGCUGCCCACAGUUUUUGUGUUCUACCUGACAUUCGCAUCAGCGAGGAUGGCGAUCAUCACGCUGAAGGCGUUCCUAGACACAGCACUCGCUUGUCUGAACCAUUUCCCGCUUUUUGCGCUCAUGUUGCGUAUCAAAGAUUCCCAGCGGUUACCAGGUGGCAUUCGUUUUGAUCUCCAGGAUACUCGUUGCGGUCAUAUGGUGGAACAAGCAGAUUCCGCUCCCAUGUCUUGCAUCUCACUCAAGUCCGUUCCUCUACCGCUCGACGCAAUGUUCAAUGAGUACUUCCAGCUCGGCAAUCGCAUACGGAAGCACUACAUAUCUCCCGGCGUUUUCCUCUGCCUUGUGACCGGCCGCUUCGUUCCACCUAUCCACCGCAAGAACCUGUACAGUCUGCAAUACAGUAUGCUGCCUGCGAGGCGGGCGGGCAUCGUCGAACUCUGGUCGCGGCUUACUGGCCAGGGUGCUCCAACUGCUAACGGCCAUGUCAAGAGACCUUCCAAUGGUUAUGUCAGAAAGGGGCACCACUAG